ACUGCUAAGUUUGUCAUUUCCCCCGGUCAGUCUUCCAUAGGCUGGUGUUGGUGUAGGUUGUGCUCUGCGCGCCGGGAUUGCUCUUUUGUGUGAAGUCCCGUGUUUGACAUUUGUUCGGUCGCGUCGCUUCUCCCCUGCUUCGCGCCCUACUACGUUAUUUCCUCCUUGUGGAUGUUGCGCUUUGGCUUGUGAGGAGCGGCGAUGAAGAAUUCCAAGCUGUGAAUAGAUAAAAAUACCAAAUGGCCAAACAACCGUCGGUCUUGAGUCCGGACUGUAAUAGUGGUGAAGGUGGCCAGUUACAAUCAACAAGCAGACAACAUUCUCAUCGCCCUCUCAGAAGAGGGGCCCCCACCUCUCUUAGCAGUCCUUUUCAAGGUAAUCAAUCAGAUGAGGGUGGGAGCUCCUCAGCCAGCACUCCAUGGGGUCCUACUAUAUCGCCUUAUAGUCCCAGUUCCUUUGUCAACAGAUCACCCCAUUGCAUGCUGGUAAGAGGAUCAUCACUUGUCUCCAAAACCUCAAGUGGCUAUUUUUCAUUCGAAGUGAGUCCUGGGCCUGUGAGCUGUGAUAAAUCAACUCAAACACCAAGCCCUCCUUGUCAGGCAUUUAAUCAUCUCCUUUCCGCAAUGGCUGACAGAAAUCCUGUGAAUCAGAUGUCACCAGAACUGUGGAUAGCACAGGAACUCCGGCGGAUUGGGGAUGACUUUAAUGCAUCAUUCAGUCCAAGAAGGGGCAUUUUCAACAACCUUCCACGACCCUUGGACAACGACCAAGUAAUAAUCCUGCGUGUUUUACGUUUCAUUAUCCGACUGAUCCUGAGAUUAUAACUGACCUGGACAAGUCUUGGGCUGUGAAGGAUAAUAUUUUGAUGGGUCUCCGUUUCGUCUUUUCUCUGGGGCUUCCAUGUGAUCUCUAUUACAUCAGCACACAUUCUUCUAUGCAAUUGACUUCUCCCUCGAGCCGUCCACCUGUGGAUUUAUGGGAAAUUUUACUUUCCAAACAAUAUUGGAAAACCCCUGGAAAAAAAAAACAACAUUGAUGCCAUGAUGAACUUUUUAACUUUGUGCAGAUCUUGGUUUUUGUAGAUGGUGUUUCACAAAGGAGAUGAGUUUUCUAUAUAUAUAUUUUUCUAAAUAUAUAUCUAUAUAUAUGAAUGUUUUAGUCUUCUACUGAAUUAGACAUCCAUCUCUGACAACCUGUGGACUUUAUGCAGUGGGAACUGAGCCGGGUUAUCCACACAGCUGCCUUAGUAUGCACCUAGCAAAGGGGACAAGGUCAUGGAACUCUCAAAGGGACAACGUUUCAACUCAUCAUUGCCUCAACACACUUUCCCUUCAGCCUUCCUAUGGUUCAUUCACACAAUGGUUUUAUCAACACAACCUCCAAUUCUUUCAGUCUGUUCUCUGUGAGGAUCUUUAUAACUGAAUAUAUUUCAAAUCUGGAAACUGUCUGCAACUUGAAUGAUCUGUUACUGGAGCCAUCAGCACUUGUCCGUCUUCCAUGCAACUCAGUAAUGCAGAAGCUUUCCUCACUCACUCCCAGACAGUUAUUAUUGUUAUUAGGUGUCAUGAAGAACCAUAAAACAUCUUCUGCCUGUGUUUACAACUUCUUCUUUGCUCAUAAGCAAUGUAAUGUAAGAGCUUCUAAAACUUUGUUGCAUUUAAUAGCUUUACGCAUCCCUUACCUUGAGGUACGUCUUCCAUAUCCCCCAACACAUUGUAGGGCAGUUAAGGGACCAACUGUGUUUUCUAUAUAUUUUGUUUUAAUCUGGCCAGAUUUUCUAAAUGUUAAGACCAUAAGAAGCUGUUUGUUUCAGAUAAUUGGACUCUUAUGAGAAAGUCAAAACUUAAUAUUCAUGGACUGCGUAAAUUGGAUUUUAGCAGCAACAGGGUUUACAAAGAUACAUGUCCUACUUCUAAUUUUAUGGAUUUAUAUACAUAGCUAUAGAAAGGGAUAUGAGACACAUUCCUUCAUCUGCCCUUAUACAUCUCAUACCCAAGGCUACAGACUGAAACAGAGGCUCCUAUUGUAGGUGUUUAUCUGAUAGAAAUUCCCCAUGCACUUUUUGCAUUAGGGCACUUUUCCCCAGAAAUCCUGGGACUUAUCCUUGUAUUUGUCCUUGACUCUAUUAAUCAGUAUUUUUAACUCUCUGAAGGGUAUUUUAAUGCAGAAAAAUGAUUUGCUUAGAUCGUUUUUGAUCUUCCUUAUAUAUCCCAGAAUAUACCAUGUGUAUACACAGUUUAUAAGAAUACCCAGUUAAUAAACUGGGGCAAAUUUAAUAUGAAUGUAUAUAAAUGAACCUAAAUCAAUCUUAAAAUGCUUUCAAUCAGGCUAUACUAAAUCUGUCACCCAGUUAAUAGUGCUCUUGUCCCAUAAAGAGGCAACCAAGGGAAGUUGUUAACGCUGUAUUAAAAAGUAUAUUGCACCUUUGGUGUGAUAAGGGGGUUCAGUAGUAAAAUAUCAUCUUGUGAAUCACUCAGAUAUGUUCCGUUGCGGUUUCUGAAGUUGUGCCAAUGUAUGAACUAAUGCAUGGCCAUGUAUAGUUCACCUUUCAUGGCACCCUGUGAUGUCAGUAAGGUGCCCGGAGUGGGUGCCCCUAGAAGAAAGCCACACAGGAAGCUAAACCAGUACAUGUAUUGCUCAUCUCUUCCAGUUCAUGUCCUUUUUAUGGAAUCGCUAGUAGUAAAGUAGAUAUACAAUGAACACUAGUUCCUUUUGUACAUACAGUAGACAGUACAUUGCAGCAUUAAUAGCCAGUGCAAAGAAAGGUCAUUUGCUUAAGUUAUGCAUUUACACACUCCUUGGUUGUAUGGUCAGGAGGAUUCAUGAAUUGAAUUGUAGUACGGUACUCUUAUUUCUGCUUGGGGUAAUCAUUUUAUUCUCUUAAGGCUGGUCUCUUCCCGAAGCUUAUUCACCACAAAAUGACAAAAAUGACAGAACACUUAUAGUGUGCUACCCCUGCCAAGUUUAUGGGAUGUGUAUUGUACUGCCAGUUUUAUCCUUCUGCUGUCAGAGCAAUAGGCUUCUCAUAGAUAUUGUUGGGAUACCAUUCCAAGUACUAGCAACCUGUAUCUGAAAUGUAGUGUGAAGCCAUAUCUCAUAUAUGUAUUGGUGGGCUCAUUUGUGAGCUUUGGUUUAUCCCUGCCCCCUUUUGCUAAAUACCAAAGGAUAUUCUUAGAUAUUUCUGUAAAUAUUCUAAUCACCUCAACCCAUCUUUAGAGUCAGAAACCUUGUAUGUCAAUAUAUAUGUACCAUGAAAGCCGUUUUGUGCCCUAUGAGCAUUUCAGUAUAACGUGUUUAACAUUUAUGUUUGAGUUUAUUAGAAAAACACACCUUUUAAAGUUCUUUUUACCUAUACUGUAGGCUGUUCUUAUUUACCGUAGAUCUAGGCAAGACAGGGAAAUAAAGAUUUCUGAUUUUAACCAUAUUUGUUGACUAUCUCUUGAUGAACAUUGGCGACCUUAAUUCAGACAGUAUAUACUAAGAGAUGCCAGUUUGUUACCCUAUUGAUAGAUCACCAGUGCAUGUUCCUUCAGCUGAUAAUCGGCUAUAUUUGAUAUAUUUGGCCUUCAGACUUCCAUAGUGUUUCAGUGGUAUUAUGGGGCAGGCAGGCCUUGAGCCCAACCUCCUUAUACUGACUGGACCUUUACAACAUAACCAUACCAAAGUUAAGGCGACUUUUACAAUUUAGGAAGCUUCAUUGUGCAUGUGUUUAGCUGGGAAGUUGCCCAAUCAACAUCACCUUAUUAAAUAUAGUAAAGCUCUAGUAAUAGUAUAAAGUAAAGCACUGUUAGUAUCAGUGGAAGGCAUUAAGCCUUAAUAGAGUUCACUUCUAAUGGCCAAUAAUGAUUUAGGGUGCCAUAUUUCUACCUAUACAAGGCCUUAUUAUGCACAUAGUUGAAAUUGACUCCAUAAGGUGCAUUUAUCUUAAUUCUGAUUUUACAUUGGGAAGGAUGGGUAUUUUAUUGUGGCUUUGAUAAGCAAAGUAUUUAUAUUGUCAUUCAGUGAACCCCUGGAAAGUAGUCUCUCCUUUGUGCUUUCCUGUGCCUUAAGGUAUGCGUGCCACAUUCAACUGACAAUUUUGUGGCGAUAAGUUUGCCCUAAGACCCUCUUGGCAUGAAAGAGCUGGGUCUACAAUUGUCAGCCUAAAUAGCUCUACUGGGAGGCAUUGUGGGACAUGCUGUACUGGAAUCCCUGGUCAGUUUCAUAACUAGCAUAUGGAAAUAACUCUUCCCCAAAUGAAUGGCCUAUCUUCAUUUCCCAGCAGUGGCAUAGUUUAUAUAUUGCAUGCCACUGUAUAUUUGCAUUUACACUAGGAGUAGCCAUACUGCUUGCCCUUUUGCAUGUGAACCCUGUUUAGUGUUGGUGCUGGUAAUAUGAAGUAAACUCGGCCAUGUAGAGUCCGGUGGCCCAGAUAUAAAUGGAACUACAGAGUACAGAUAUUCUGUGUACCCUCUGUGUCCAUUUGUGCAAAAAAUUCUUGCACUGUCUGCUGUGUGUUAACCAGCUUUGUGUAGUAGCUGAAAUGCAUAGUCCCAUGGUUUAUUUUUGGCAUUGGCUAUUCGUUUAGUGAGACACAGGCAUCGGGCCAUAGCUGGACAGAUGAGAAAAAUAAUUUAUCAUCUGCCCACUAAAUCUUAUGCUUGUAUGUUCCUUGUCCAGACUGUAGGGAGUAUUGGUAGAACUGAGCGUUCACUUUAUAUUAAAGGGAAAAAAGCAACCCUGUUACACAAGCUCUUUUAGAUGGGUUUAUCUACAAGAUUUACAUAAAAACUGCCAAAUGUAAACAUAUAGGAUUGUUUUCUACACAUAUCUACAUGAUUUCUAAGAUUACCUCUGACUUUAUAGACCCACCCCCUUAGGCUUGCAGUGUCAUUCAACCCCUCCCUCACCCUGUGCCAUGUUGAAGUGCUGGUUUCUGGGACUUAAAGCCCGCGCUUUUUACGUAAACCCAACUGAACAAGCUUCUGUCAUGAAGGGGGGUUUCUUUCCCUUCCAAAAGAGAAAAAAAACACAGCUUGGUGGAAGUAUAGUCUGUAUUCUGUAGCUCGUAUGAAGUGAAGGCUGUUAUGGCAGUCACUAUGCAGGUUUCACAUUUGAAUUGGCUUCAAAAUUUCCAUUCCUGCUUAUCGCAACAACAUAAGGCGAGCCCCUUGAGCUUCCUCUUUGUCUACUGUCGUCUUAUGUAUUGUGCUGAGUGGCAACAAGUCCAAGGAAGGUCCUUAUUGCUGUGUUUAGGGCAAUACAUCCUCUUUGUCUAAUGGCAGCCGUGUGUCCAAAUGCUGCCAGCCGGGUGUUUUUGGCAAUCUCCAGGGGCUGCUGAUGGCAUUGGCUUACCCUACUGUAUUACUGUAGACACAAGUGACUAUUUAUUUGUUAUUUGAACUGAGCCACAAACCCAGUUUCUAUCUGUGUCUGCUUUGCUGUAAAUAUUUGUUUUUAUAUAUCUGUAUACUAGCAAACGUAUCCUCGUUGGUGCCAGCCGGCGCAAAGGGGAAGUUUAUUUGUAAAUUGCUGGAAAGAGAAAAGAAAAUUCUGGAUCACUGGAGGUCUCCAUCCUAGAGGAACGGUUACAGGAGAAAGUGUCUUAAUUUUGUAGAUAGAAUGUCAUACUUUUUGCUGAGAUGUAUAUUUAUGGCUUUCGUUUUAAUUUAAUGUCCUAGUAUUUGUUUUUAUACUGUGUAAAGGGCUAUAUUGGACUUUGGUUUCCAACAAGGGGGCCCCCAUAAGCUGGCAGAGUGGCUUUCUGUAGGCACCUUGUUUUCAUCUGUAUUUCCAUGUUACACUGAAACAUUGGUCUGUCUGGUGUAUGGAAUGUUCCAUAUCUCCGCUCUAUGGAUUCUGUUACUGAAGCAGAUCCCCCCAGCUUCAAAAUAUUAUGAAACCAGACUUCAAUAUUAAGUAUAAUUCAGCCCCACAACCCAUAUAUCAAAGUAGUAAUGUAGUUUAUACUGGAUUUGGUACCAGGCAGUGUUCAUCCUCCUAUAGAUAAGGGUGUGUCCGGGCUCUACAGAGCAUUGUCAGUAAUGCCCAAAUAUACUGCAUAUAGAAACUGAACUGAUCUUUCCCCAGCCAUGGAAAAUGGCGGUACAAAGGUGAAAACCUAUAGGCUGUAAUUCACAAUUGUUUCCUGAAGUAGCAGAAUGGGGUGGCUACUCACAGGAUAGUAAUUUGGAAUGAUUUGUACUACUGACUGCAUCAUUUCAUCACUACCCAGACCCACCCCAUGUGCCCCAUGGGUCACAAUGGCACUUGUUCUCUUCACAUUUCCCAUGAUAAAUUACAGAGUGAUUGAGCCAAAGAUUGGCCUGCACCUUGGGUUACAUUGGCUCCUAUCAGGUUAGUGACAAUGUGACCACUAUGGAGGAAGUUUAACUUUAAGUUGGCUUUUAAUAAGUUAUAGACUGGCCUGUUCUUAGCAAAAUUUCAAUUGGUCUUUAUUAGUUAACGUUCUGUUGUUUUUUUUAACCUAUUUCUUCCUAGAAUGCUUUUUAAUGUAAAGUUUCAAUGAGAAAUAAUGCCUUUUCUGGCACUUUCAUUACAUUGCCUACCCUCCUAAACUGAAACAUUGACAUGUGUGAAAAUAAUAUUGGGCAUUUUCCCAGAGGUGCGCAGCUUUUUUGGCAGCUGCCAUCUUACCUUGUUUAACUUCUGGGUUACACAAGGUAAGAUGUGCCCACAUGGUGGUAAAUAAAAACGAAAUCAUCAGGAAGCUUUAGUUUUCAAUUAAAGUGCUAUCUGGUUGUUGGGGUAAGUGACCCUGGAAACCAAAAAAACUUGUGUUGCAUGAUGUACAGGACAUACCAUUAAUAAGGGAAAAGUGUGUGUCAGAUGCAUUCAUUAAUGCUAAGAGUACAAGUUACAAUCCGUUUAUAAAACAUUUGCAGUUUUAGACUAAUACCAGGCUUUCUGCUCUUUCAGGGUCAGAGUGACAGUGGCUCUAACUGACUACACACCACCUGCAUAGUCUUUUAGGGUUAAUAGAAAGUCGAUAACAAUCUAACUCUGAAAGAGAGCUGUGGAGCCAAAGGCCUUGUAUUGGCUAAAACUGCUGAUAUCCCAGAAAGCAUUAUAAUAGAAGAAGCUAAUUGCAAAAUUUUAUUUUUUAUAUGUCCAGCUGGAUGUGUAGUAUUACUAAACACAUCAACAACCCCCCUCCCACAUACACACUUUUAUUUUAUUGUCUUUAAAGUAAACUCAUAUUGUUCCGUACCAAAGCUACUGGUUGGCCCAUACGUUUUGUUAACCCCUCCUGGAACCACGUAAGGCAAAAGUGCACUGUUCAAGUGGGCUACUCUUUGCACUAUUAUUAUGAAAGCAAUACAUGCUUGUGGUCUGUCGCUCAGUGUUUAGCUCCGUAUGCAGCCCCUGUUGCUCUUCCAAGACCUUUUAUUUUGUGAUGAGUCAGGUAGAUUCAGGCCAAACUGACUACUUAGAAGAAUUGCACUUUUUAUGUAUAUUUGAAAUAUAUGUUAUUUUCUAGGCAAUUACCAAUGUAUGAAAUCAAUCAUGUUCCCUUGUGACCGUGAGUACUGCAUUGACUUGGAUCGUGAUCAUGCGCACCCCUUGCCUGUAGGAGGAUUUGCCCGUUGGGUUGCUGGGAAAACCUUUGAUUUCUCUGAUUGUGUUGUACAAUGCAGUCAAUUCUGCAAAUGACAGGGAAGGGCGGCCAUGUUCUCAAGUUAAAGCCACUCUUAAGUUGGCCAUACACAUUGCAAUCCACUCGUUUGGCAAGGUGGGAGAUAUUGGGUUAAUUAGAUAGUUUGGCCCUAGAGCCAAAUGAUCUAAUUAAAAUAGCAGCCAUAGGCACCAUCAGACCAAGGAGCGCAUCAACAAGCUGAUGUGAUCCCCAAUCUGAGGGAAAAUCAAACCUGCCUGAUCGAGAUCUGCCCAAUUUUAAGCCAGAAGUUGCUCGGGUAGGCCCGUGUAUGGCCACCUUGACUCAGCAAGGUUCUAUGUGACGGAUAUAGCCAAAGAUAACGCCGAGUGGGUGUUAGAAAUGGAGCCUUCCAAGCUUUACCUGGCACUGGCAUAAGGGACCAAUGCUAACAGGCAGAAGGAAGGCAUAACUAGUCCAGAAAUCCCAUCCAAAAGGCCAAACAUAUGUCUAAUAAUGGUGAUCUGGUUUGGCCAGAUAAUUAUAUAUACUGUUAUAUAUGUGUGAGUAUACGUAUGUAUGUAUGUAUGUAUGUAUCCUCCAAAACACCAUUACUGUCACGGCACAAACCUGCUGAGUAAGGAAGCACCUUUCAAUAUUGCAAUGCCACACUAUGCAUUAAAUACAUGCAAUAAUUCAAACUCUGUCAAUAAGAAUUCUAAAAAUCUAUUUCCCUCUAAUGCAAAUGUGUACAUGUAUGUAACGGAAAGCUUUAUAUCUGUCCUUCUGUGUCCAUCAAGGCCAUGUCUGUAUCCCUUGUACCCUUGUUUCUCUCAUUAUACAUUUGUCCGGCCAUGAAAUGAGACAUUGUAUGUAUUGUGUGGGUUCAGAGCCUGCCUGUGCCUUGUGCACUCCGUUUCCAUCACUAAUGUUUGUUCAUAGGACCCAGCGUAUGUAGCAUUUUAAUGGCUUCCUUGUGUUUUUUGCACUGAUCCAUUUUUUUACAGGGUAAUUGCCACUUUACUUGUGCAAUAUGGCUGUAUAUAAUGUAGAUUUUUAAGGCCUGUUUUUUCCUGAUGAGUUUUAUGUAAAUAAAAUGUUUUGAAUGAUA
Messenger RNA from Xenopus tropicalis (tropical clawed frog), 8705 nucleotides. RefSeq names its product BCL2 like 11 (gene bcl2l11). Gene Ontology annotation, cellular component: mitochondrion. Gene Ontology annotation, biological process: apoptotic process. Bases 240 to 824 code for a protein of 194 amino acids. The record is from RefSeq and is a predicted model, not a curated record. NCBI's taxonomy places the organism in Eukaryota, Metazoa, Chordata, Amphibia, Anura, Pipidae. The transcript is spliced from 4 exons.